Molecule: messenger RNA, 1639 nt
Organism: Meleagris gallopavo (turkey)
Lineage: Eukaryota; Metazoa; Chordata; Aves; Galliformes; Phasianidae
Source: RefSeq, a predicted model, not a curated record
AACUAUUGACCGAACUCCACCACCCGAACAAUUUGUUCCUAGGUUUGGGCAGUGGAAGGAAGAUGGCAAAAAUCCCCCUCAUACUCUCCUUUUGUCUUCUGGAAGCUUUUCUUGGUGCCGAAAGUGCAGUCUUUAUUGAGAACAAAGAGGCAAACACAGUUCUGAGCAGGACAAGGCGAGGCAAUUCAAACAGGCUGGAAGAGUUUAUUUCUGGGAACCUCGAGAGAGAAUGCAUAGAAGAAAAAUGCAGCUUUGAAGAAGCCCGAGAAGUGUUUGAGAACACAGAGAAAACAAUGGAAUUUUGGAAAAUAUACAUUGAUGGAGAUCAGUGUAACUCCAAUCCAUGCAAAAAUGGAGCCAUGUGCAAGGAUGGAGUAAGCUCCUAUGAGUGCAUGUGCCCACCUGGGUACGGAGGCAGAAACUGCGAGAUAGACUCUACUUGUGCUACAAAAAAUGGGGGCUGUGAGCACUUCUGCAGGCAUGACCCACCACAGAAGGCUGUGUGCUCCUGUGCCAGUGGCUACAAGCUUCAUGAAGAUGGAAAGUCCUGUAAACCUGAAGUGCCAUAUCCCUGCGGGAGGAUCACAGCUCCGGAGAUGAGAGGAAAGGUCACUCGCACCGAAAACACCAUUGAGCGCUGGAACAUCACGGCUCACGAUGAGGACGACGCUCACGACGAAGUGCUCGACAUCACAGAGCUGCCCCCCCCCCCCACCACCGCCGCCGCCCCUGCCAGGACUCGUGCCGAUAACUAAGAUGACACCCGUGUGGGGGGAUACGACAGCGUGAAGGGCCAGCUGCCAUGGCAGGUUCACCUGGUGGACAGCAGCGGUUUGGGCUUCUGCGGAGGGUCCAUUAUCAAUGAGAAAUGGGUGGUGACAGCAGCGCACUGCCUGAAGCCAGGGGACAACGUCACGGCUGUGGCAGGUGAAUACAACACGAAGGAGGACGACCACACAGAGCAGUGGCGGCAGGUGGUUAAAAUCCUUCCUUACCCCACCUACAACCGCACCAGGAACAAGCACCACAAUGACAUCGCUCUUCUGGAGCUGGACCAGCCGCUCACCUUCAACAGCUACGUCACCCCCAUCUGCAUCGGCAGCCGGGACUUCACCAACAACCUGCUGAGCAACGGGCCGGGCACGGUGAGCGGCUGGGGCAGCAUGCUGUACCGCGGCCGCUCCGCCGUCAUCCUGCAGGUGCUCACUGUGCCCUUUGUGGACCGGGUGACCUGCCUGAAGAGCACCUCCACCACCAUCCUGCAGAGCAUGUUCUGUGCUGGCUACACGGCUGGGGGGAAGGACACGUGUGGGGGGGACAGCGGCGGGCCCUACGCCAACAGCAUUGGGGAGACCUGGUUUCUGACAGGGGUGACCAGCUGGGGUGAGGAGUGCGCCAAGCCGGGCAAGUAUGGCAUCUACACCAAGGUCGCCAAGUAUGUGAAGUGGAUCAGGGAAACCACGAGGCUCACCUAACUGUGCCAACGUGCUGCUGGAGGGACUGGGGAGGGAGGGGGCCGCAGGAACCGUCUCAGAAAUCGCUGUGUAUUGAUAAUUGUUUCUAUAUGAACUAAUUUCUGCUCUUGGAAGAGAACCCAGUGUAAGCGUGGCAAUACGGAAAUAAAAAGCCUUUCUAAUUA